AUGGAUGAAGUAUACCAGAUCUCUUCUACUGAGAAGGUCCAGCAGCUGGAACAAGAACUAGCAGCACAGCUGGCAGAGCUGAAGGCAGAAAUAGAAGACAACAGGAUACUCCAGGGAAUACCAAGUAGUGCAUAUAGUUCUGUUCCAAUUCCAAAGGAUGCAUCUUAUUUCAGGAAAGAAAGGGAGGUAAUAAUAAAGAAAAGCUUACAGGUGGCCGAAGCCAAACCUCUUGUUAUUCAGGCUGAUGUCAUGCAGAGGGAGUUAGAGAGCUGCUGGAGAAGGGAGUACACAGCAGCAAACUUGCCUCUGCUGCUGCAGCAGGUUCUCCAGCAUUUGCCUAUUUCCCACAGGAUAAAUGUGGCUGAUGAGAGAUGUCCUGAUGCGGUCCAAGACAACUGGGACAAAUUAAGAAGUGCUUUUGACAAGAAUUCAGAUAUUUUUAAUAUUGAUGUGUUUCCCUGUUCAAGAGUUUUAAGAAGAAAUGAAUCCUGCCACAAGGACACUGGGUUCACUUUGGCCCGGCACAGCAUUGAAACUGAGGAGCUGAAACCUCAGCUCCAGCUUCUGCUUUCUCACUUUGGUGUUGGCUACAACCUUAAGGACCUCAAGAACUCAGCUGAUGAGAUGGAGCUCUUUUCCCUGGUUGUCCAAAAAUUCAGAAGUGUCUUCUGCAAACAGCAGACGAUGAGAACAUUUCCAGUUUAUGACGCAGAGGUUUCUAGGUCAGAGAACUGGGGCAUGCUAGAUCCAGCCAGGGCUUUGAAAAAGAGAGCCAACUGGAUCCCUUUUUUAAAGAUUAAACCUAAAGUAGAUCCCUGGCAGCAAAAGCUUUUGAUAAAACUGAAACAAUGGAAAAAAGUGGAUAAGCUGAUGGACCUUCAUUCAAAAUUUGUAGAGGUUCUCUUGGUUCUGGUGAUAUAUUGCCAGUUUUGGCCAUUUCGAGGAUAUGCUGCAGGACAGCUCUGUCUAGGCUGGCUGCUUUCCAGCCUCCCUGAAAAAAUGGCAGUGUUCGUUCACAGCUCAGGCCUGCUUUGCGUCCGCAAUGGGCCUGAGGCGCCCCUAACACCUCACAUCAUUGUCUUGCAAAUGGUGGCCAUCUGUGAAGAGUGUGGCUUGGUCACCAAAUACGAUAUGUUUGGUUUUGAUCAAGAAACAUGUACACCUCCUAAAGGGUCAGGGGUAACAGUCUCAGACAUGGAGAGGGUGAUGGAGGGUCUCCAGGAUCAUGCAGCAGUGGUGUUUGAAACACAUCAUGCGCGGUCAAGUUCUGCUGCUUCUGCUCAUGCCUCAGGACAGCAGAGCUACGAUCACAUCUGGAAGAAGAUCUAUGAGUUCCACCAGGAACUAACUACUGAGGAUAAUAACACAGCUGUGGCUCACAUUGGGGAGGAUGUAGGAAAUAUCAGCUCCAGUAAGCCUGCAGCAUCCUUCGGAAAGAAGAAUGAAAGAGGGUAUAGUUAUAUGGGCAGCUCGCAGCUGCUAGGAUUAGAAGAGGGCACGACUGCCCACCGGGAGCAUGUGGUGAGGAGAGGAGCUUACUUGUCCCUUCUUUUCCUACGUCACCUGAGACUUCGGGAGCUAAAGCGACUGUGCCUGGGGAUCCUUAACUACUUCAGGUCCGUGGAGAGAAGCUUGACCAUCAGUACCUCUGGCCUCUCCUUCAAGGCUGGUCACCUAAUUCCCAGUGCAGAAGACACCUCUUGGGUCAGUGCUGCCAAAGGAGGCACUGGUGCUUUUGGUGGCCUGAGUUCACAGCCAUAUGUUCACUACACACCGGCAGACUACAAGGUCCACAGCACUCAGUUCAUGGAGUUUGCAGAGGUGGAAAACCACGGCGACUUUCACACUAGUGAAGAUGGAUACAUUCACACACAGGACCAGCGAGGUGUUUACAUAAUAUACGAUGUGGCUUUAGAGGACCUGAAGGAGCUUGAGAACCAGCUGCUGCUUGUGGCCAGCCAGUACAUCAAGAAAGAGAAAAGUAAGGUAUCUACACGUCCAAAAGACCUCAACAUCCUUGGCUGGGCACAUGCCUCUGUGGAUCGAUGUGCUGUUCUGCUUGACCUCUGGACCUGUGAAACUGCUUUCUUGGAAAAAAAAUGCCAGCUUCUAGAUGUUUACUUUGAAGCUUAUCAACAUGCUCUGGACCCAGAGGAAAGAUUUGCUUUAGCCCAAGCUAUAAUUGACAUCAUGCAUAAACGUCCAAGGUUUGAUCUCAAGCUUGAAUAUUUUGUCAACACCUACAAAGAUGAAUGCAUCUGUUUACAACUUCACCUCCAGCUGCUGAAGGACAUAGUAAACCAACAAAUAGAUGCCCAGAGGGAAUACCUUCACAAGAUUUGGCGGGAAGGUCAGAGAGGUGGCAUUGGUGAAUUUGGGCUUCCUUAUAAUGUAAUUACUAAGCAGCUUAUCUCUCUUAACACUAGCCGUCCUACUUUGAAGAACAUUUAUUUGCUGGAGUUUCACCCUUCUCUUGGUCUGGUGUACUUGAUCCCCAAAGCUCUUGAGUAUAUCUACCAGGAAUUCUACGGCAUCUGCAGGCCAAAAACAGCCAGCAAAACAAGUAAUCUAGAAAAACAAGUACUUCAGCUAGUAGUUGAUGAGUGGCUAACUAUGGAAAAACCAGAAACUUUUUACAACUCUCAGAUUCAAAAAGAUUUAUUUGCUGAGGUCCUGAUAGAAGACCCUGCACUGGUGCAAGAGAUUGCUCUGUCACUAUUAGAGGAAGGAGCAGACGAAGAAAAAAAGACCAGCAGAGAAAAACAGCUCUUUAUCCUGGAUUCCUUCUCCAUGCUCCUGGAGCUUGCCAUGCUCCGCCAUCGGCUGAUAGAGGUAUCAACAGAGAGUGCGCUGUUGGCCAGGUUAUAUAAGGCUUUUGCCAUGGAAGCAGGUUUUGGGGAGUUCCAUUUGUACCUGAGGCCCAUGCUGUUUGAAUCUGCAUCUCACGGGGAGAAAGCAGACCACCUCCCACCACUAUACAUUACAUCUCUCCUGGAAGACGACAGCUGUGUUGACAGAUAUAUUCCAUCCAGCUUACCAUUAAGCAUUCAAGAAAUCGACAGUCAUAUUGGAAAGUUUAGUUUCCGUACAAGAGAUGGUGUUAUGCAGCUCUUGUGUCCAUCUGCAAUAAGGAACAUGCAACUUAUUCUGGCCUGUCAGGUCAUUCAGAAGAAUGCUCUUUUGGUGGCAGUUCAGCAAGCCUCCUUUUGUUACUUGGUCCAGCCUCCCCGUACCCUGGACAUCAAGGACACCCCGUCCGUCCCCCCUCAGACCCCUCUUGCAUCCCCCGAUGCUCCCCACGCUCGGUCCCUGGCCACCAGGCAGUACCCUCAGCUCAUUCCUGUGUAUGGGAAGUGCCCAUGUUUUGCUGUCUAG
Messenger RNA from Charadrius vociferus (killdeer), 3375 nucleotides. RefSeq lists its product as uncharacterized. The record is from RefSeq and is a predicted model, not a curated record. NCBI's taxonomy places the organism in Eukaryota, Metazoa, Chordata, Aves, Charadriiformes, Charadriidae. The transcript is spliced from 23 exons. Bases 1 to 3375 code for a protein of 1124 amino acids.